Molecule: messenger RNA, 842 nt
Organism: Anopheles aquasalis
Lineage: Eukaryota; Metazoa; Arthropoda; Insecta; Diptera; Culicidae
Product: farnesol dehydrogenase-like
Molecular function (GO): oxidoreductase activity
Source: RefSeq, a predicted model, not a curated record
AAAACCGGCACGACGGUAAGGACGGCAUCCCAGAGGCAGCAAAGAUGGAUCGUUGGGUAGGAAAGGUGGCCGUUGUAACGGGGGCCAGCUCGGGCAUCGGUGCGGAAACGGUGAAAGCGUUCGCCAACGCCGGCAUGAUCACGAUCGGCCUAGCACGCCGUGUCGACCGGAUCGACGAACUGAAGAGCCAGCUGCCGGUGGAGGCUGCCGGCCGGCUGCACAGUGUGCGCUGUGAUGUGACCAAGGAGAAGGACAUUCUGGCCGCGUUCGUGCACAUCGAGCAGCACUACGGUGGCGUGGACGUGCUGGUUAACAAUGCGGGUGUUGCACGGAGUGCGGUCGGACUGCUCGAUCGCAACAAUACGCAGGCAUUGCGCGAUGUGAUCGACACCAAUCUGGUGGGGUUGGUGCUGUGCAGCCGUGAGGCGGUCCAGUCGAUGAAGCGACGCUCGGUCGAUGGACACAUCGUGCACAUUAACAGCAUCCUUGGCCACAAGGUGCUACCGAUGGGCACGCUUAACGUCUAUCCGGCCACCAAGUACGGCGUGACGGCGCUCACCGAGACGAUGCGGCACGAGUUGCGACUGGCGGGCACGAAAAUCAAAGUGACGAGCAUUAGCCCCGGAUUGGUAAGGACGGAGAUCAUCCCGAACAGCGAAACCAUCAAGGAUAUGCCCAUCCUGGAACCGGAGGAUAUCGCCAACGCCAUUCUGUAUGUCGUCGGUACACCGCCACGGGUGCAGGUUCACGAGCUUACGAUCAAACCCGUUGGUGAAAUGAUGUAACACCGAGACCUUCAAUGGUUGCUAGUGCUUUGAAAUACAUGGAAUACGUAAAAGAAA